This is a messenger RNA of Cucumis melo (muskmelon), 2799 nucleotides long. RefSeq names its product pentatricopeptide repeat-containing protein At3g02650, mitochondrial. The record is from RefSeq and is a predicted model, not a curated record. The coding region runs from base 593 to 2344 and encodes 583 amino acids. The transcript has a single exon. Lineage: Eukaryota; Viridiplantae; Streptophyta; Magnoliopsida; Cucurbitales; Cucurbitaceae. Gene Ontology annotation, molecular function: protein binding.
GAUUAUGGAUUAAAAUAAAACCCUAAAAAAGCAAAAAUUUUCAUUUAUUUGAAGUCUCCAAUGGCAUCCAGUAUCCACAACCAAGUCUUAUCUCAUCAUAAUCUCAGAACUUCAAGUGUUUCCGGCGAUCCGUCUUUUAAGUUACUGCAGUCGAAGGUGUCGCCGCGUGGAAGAAGAAUCGCCGUAUGAGAGGGAGAGGGAGAGGGCUGUUGCUAUUGCUACUCUAUUCUUAUUCCUUCUUCAAUUUAAUUAGGGUUUUAUUCAAUUAAGGGCAAUCUGGACAUUUUGCCUCCCGUCUCUCCCAAAUAUCCAAUCCAUUUUUGAUCCUAUUUUUGGAGCCGCCUCACCCUAAACUCCGAAUCCCCUCUGUCUCCACAAAUACCAUUUUUCAUUUUUUUUUUUUUGUUUCUUUCUUGCUAUUUAAUCGAAAUUUAUCUUUCUAGGUUGUUUGUUUUUGUAUUCCCUUGCUUUGAUCCAAAGUGAACUUCCUGCCUGCUGUUGGAAAUAGUGGUGAACUCCAUUUUUGAGAGCUUCGCAAUUUUCAUCCAGAGAACUGACUCACGUUUGAGAUAAUCGAGACCGCCAUUACAGAAUGUGGAGGUCGCUUGUGGCGGUGAGAGCUUCUCUAUUCAGAGCUUCUCGUAGCGUAAUCCGAUGUUCAGACGUGCCCUUAUCCGGCUCUGCAGCUCAAUUGCAACCGUCGGUUGUGGUUCCUGGAUCCUGUUUCUUCAGAAACCCUAGGUAUUUUUCUCAACGUUAUUCAAGUUCUUUUGAUUCUGAGCCGUCCAUAGAGGAUCUUAAUUCGAUUUCAGUGGUUUCGGUGAAUUUUGGUGAAGGUGGUGAUGCGCAGCUUGAAAGCUGUGUAGGUAAUGAGGAAGUUCAUGAGUUUGAUGGGGAGUCUGUGGGUGCUGAUGUGGGAAAUAGUGAUCUCUUGGGGGAAAAUGUUGUAGUUUCUGAUGGGAUUCGGGAGGAAGUGGAGAGUUAUGGGGUCAAUGUGGAGCAGUUAGAAAGUGUGUUGUCUCUACUUCAGAGUACUCUUGAUGGGUCCUUUGAAUCAAGUCUCGAAGAAAUGAGAUUGACUCUUCAUGAGGAUUUUGUUCUGAAAGUGAUUGAAACCCCACAUAUUCUUGGUGAGAAUUUGAUUCGGUUUUUCCGCUGGGCUGUGAAUAGUCAUCCCGAGUUUGAAGUAUCUACUCCUGUUGUAGAUGUUCUUGUUCGUGUAGUUUGUGCAGAUCUACGGCAAAGAGCCGCUUAUUCUCUGUGGGAAUUAAUUAAAGAAAUUGGUGGACAGCAGAAUAGUUUGUUGAAUGCCGAGAUUCUUAAUCAGUUGAUAGCAUUUUUUUCAAAGUUGGGAAAAGGAAAAGCUGCUUUGGAAGUGCUCGACAGUUUUGAAGUUUUGGGCUGUGUUCCUAAUGCUGAAUCUUACUAUUUUACAGUAGAAGCGCUUUGCAGGCGCUCUUCUUACGAUUUGGCUUGGCCAGUUUGCGAGAAAAUGCUUGAUUCUGGAAGCUUGCCAGAAAGUAAUAGAGUUGGUAAGAUAAUAUCAUUGUUUUGCAGAGGAAACAAGGCAAAAAACGCCCAUUCAGUUUACUUACUGGCAAAGGAAAAGCAUCUGAACCUACCUCAGUGUUCUAUGAAUAUCUUGAUUUAUUCUCUCUGUCGGGAUGAUGAAACUGUCAAAUUGGCUCUGGAAAUGUUGAAUGAUUUCUCAACAGGGGAACGGAAGCGUGCCAUUAAGCCGUACAUGGCGGUCAUCCGUAGUUUGUGCAGGAUCAAAGAUACCAGCAAAGCUAAGACUUUACUUCAAAAGAUGAUUGCUGAAGGACCACCUCCAGGAAAUGCAGCUUUCAAUGAUGUCAUUAGUGGAUAUUCCAAAGCUGGUGAUUUAGGGGAGGCAAUGGAACUUAUAAAACUGAUGGAGAGUAGAGGGUUAAAGCCGGAUGUUUAUAGUUACACUGUUGUUAUUAGCGGUUAUGCAAAUGGUGGUCAAAUGAAGGAGGCUUACGAAGUCUUGGAUGAGGCAAAGAAGAAACACGCUAAGUUAUGUCGUGUAACCUACCACACCCUCAUCCGAAGUCACUGCAAACUUGAAGAGUACGACUCGGCCUUGAAAUUACUAAGUGAGAUGAAAGACUUUGGAUUACAACCAAAUGCAGACGAGUACAACAAGUUGAUCCAAUCACUUUGCUUGAAGGCUCUUGAUUGGAGAACAUCAGAGAGAUUGUUUGAAGAAAUGAAGGAAAAUGGUUUGCAUCUUAACGGUCAUACGAAGGGUCUUAUACGAGCAGUCCGGGAACUGGAAGAAGAAGAAUUGACUACUGAAGAAUUGAGCAUUGCAACUUAGGCGCAACUGAACGGAAGGCCUCUUCCAGUCUCUCACUCGUGAGUUGUACUUAUUUUUUGGUGGGUGACAUUAGAUGUGGUUGCUAAUAAUGUUUGUUGUCUUGUUCUAUUCUAUUUCUGGUUAUGUCAAAGAAAUUUUGUUUUCAGAAGGAAAACCCAACCCCACAAUUCUCUCCUUAGACAUGAGAUAGUUCUUGAGUUUGAAGCUAAUUCUAGUUCUUGAAUAAUCUUCUUGUAAAGAGAUGAAACCUCAUUAUGUUGAGCAAGGAAUAGUUAUUGAGAAUGGCCAGGUUGAUAGUAGAGUUAAAGAAAAGAGUCAAAUGUUGGAUUGUGUGAUCAGCUGUGCUUUGAUAAGAACUCCUCGACUAGGGGCAGCCGGACAGGGAGAGACUUUAUUCUCAUUUUGAAGACUUGAAUUUAAUAGUCAGGUUGUUAAAUUUAAUUUGUUGAAGUAAA